Pangasianodon hypophthalmus (striped catfish) is the source of this 5319-nucleotide messenger RNA. RefSeq names its product solute carrier family 12 member 9 (gene slc12a9). Gene Ontology annotation, cellular component: membrane. NCBI's taxonomy places the organism in Eukaryota, Metazoa, Chordata, Actinopteri, Siluriformes, Pangasiidae. The record is from RefSeq and is a predicted model, not a curated record. Gene Ontology annotation, biological process: chloride transmembrane transport; potassium ion import across plasma membrane; chloride ion homeostasis. The coding region runs from base 54 to 2783 and encodes 909 amino acids. The transcript has 15 exons. Gene Ontology annotation, molecular function: potassium:chloride symporter activity.
AUUAGUAUGUGAGGCCAAGCUUGUUUUGAAGAAGAAGAAGAGUUGCACAGUUCAUGGCGGGGGAGCGGAGUCGUCUCCUGCCCCAUGGAGCGUACAGCAUGUUGGGGGACAGUGCAGACUCCAGGAAGGGGUCCACGUCCGGGGAAGACGCUUCCAAAUCCAAUCCCCGCAAACUCAACACCUUCUUUGGGGUGAUGGUGCCCACCAUCCUGUCCAUGUUCAGCAUCGUCCUCUUCCUGCGCACAGGUUUUGUCGUUGGUCAUGCUGGUCUUCUCCAAGGAUUGCUCAUGUUGAUUGUGGCAUAUUUCAUCAUUUCCUUGACCAUCCUGUCGAUCUGUGCUAUCUCUACUAAUGGGGCAGUGCAGGGGGGCGGAGCUUACUACAUGAUCAGUCGCUCUCUGGGUCCGGAGUUUGGAGGCAGCAUCGGCCUCAUGUUCUACCUGGCGAAGGUGUGUGCAUGCGGCGUGUACGUGCUCGGGCUGGUGGAGGCCAUACUCAACGUUUUUGGACAGGAUCCAGUUGCCGGGGUGCCGGAGGGAGUGCGCGUCCUGCCUCAGGGUUACUGGUUCUCAGUUCUCUACUCCUCCGUGCUGCUGCUGCUCUGUUUGGUCAUUUGUCUGAUCGGCGCUCACAUCUACGCCAAAGCCUCCUUCCUCAUCCUGCUGGUGGUGAACGUGGCCGUGCUGUCCAUCCUCAUCAGCCCGCUAGCUGUCGGGCCACGCAACUUCAGCUUCACACACAAACUGGGCCCGAACAACACAGUCACGCACAACGGCAGCUACACAGGCUUCAACAGCAGCACACUCGCCAAUAACUUGUGGUCGGGCUACUCUUUAGACUACAGUACAAACAGGGUGAUGUCAUUUUCCACGGUCUUUGCUGUGAUGUUCACCAGCUGCACUGGCAUCAUGGCAGGAGCCAAUAUGUCAGGUGAACUGAAGAACCCCAGUGUGGCCAUUCCAAAAGGCACCAUCAUGGCUGUGUUGUACACCUUCAUCGUCUACAUACUCCUCUUCUUCCUCGUCAGCUCCACCUGUGACAGGGUGUUGCUGAUUAAUGACUUUGCCGUAUUCCAGCAAAUAAACCUGUGGGCUCCGUUUGUAAUCAUCGGCGUGUACUGUGCCUCACUAUCUGCAGCCAUGUGCUCACUAAUUGGAGCUUCACGCAUCCUACAUGCCCUUGCAAUUGACCGGCUCUUCGGUUUGCCCCUGGCCCCUGCUGCCAUCACCUCCCGCUCGGGAAACCCCUGGGUCUCUGUACUCUACACCUGGGCACUGGUGCAGUGCACAGUGUUUGCAGGUCAGCUGAAUGUGAUAGCAGGUUUGGUGACUGUCUUCUAUCUGCUGUCCUAUGCUGCAGUAGAUCUGGCCUGUCUGGCUUUGGAGUGGGCAUCUGCUCCCAAUUUCAGGCCUACGUUUCAGUACUUCUCGUGGCACACGUGCCUGCUGGGCCUGAUUAGCUGUCUGGUGAUGAUGUUUGUGAUAAAUCCAGUAUACUCAUCAGCCAGCAUUGUGGUCUUACUGCUGUUGCUGCUCUUCCUGCACUAUCGAUCGCCCACAAGCAGCUGGGGCUACAUCAGUCAAGCGCUCAUCUUCCAUCAGGUGCGGAAGUAUUUGCUGAUGCUGGACUCGAGGAAGGACCAUGUGAAGUUCUGGAGGCCACAGGUGCUGCUGAUGGUGGCCAACCCUCGCUCUUCCUGCCAGCUCAUCUGCUUUGUCAACCAGCUAAAGAAAGGAGGCCUCUUUGUGCUGGGCCAUGUGCAGAUCGGAGACCUGGAUGUCUUGCCAACAGAUCCUGUUCAGCAGCAAUAUAACUUCUGGUUGAGUCUGGUGGAUAAGCUGGGUGUUAAAGCAUUUGUAGAUCUGACCCUCUCUCCUUCAGUCAGGCAGGGCACUCAGCAUCUGCUGCGCAUCACUGGACUGGGAGGAAUGAAGCCAAACACGCUAGUCCUGGGCUUCUAUGACAGCUGUUACCCAGAGGACUAUUUCCUUCAGGAUCCUACAUUCUGUAAGGGUGCAGUGGAUGGUGCCGGUUUUAUUGGAGAUGAGGGGGACAAUUUUGGUGUGGACCUCCCAUCCCUACAGGCUCACUUUCCUCCUGUGCGUCAUGCAGAGUGCCCCCGCUGGAUUCAGCCAGAUGAGUACGUGGGCAUCAUCUCAGAUGCCAUCAAAAUGGGCAAGAACGUGUGCCUGGGCCGUUACUUCUUCCAGCUUCCGCCUGAAAGCAAAGGAAAAGGCGCAAUGUCGACGAAAAGUGGAGAUCAUGCUGCUGACACGAUUGACGUGUGGCCAUCUAACCUGCUAAGUGUUGGUGGAAACCAAAGCUAUGCCGAUGUAUGCAGCCUCUUCCUGCUGCAGAUGGCAUGCGUUUUAAACAUGGCUGCAGGGUGGCGCCGUGCUCGUCUGCGCAUCUUCCUCUGUGUGGAAUCGGAGUCUGGAGACCAGGGCUGGCUGGCCAAAGAGGAGCGCUUCAGGGAGCUGCUGGGGAAGCUGAGGAUCCGUGCCACUAUUAAGAUUGUGCCAUGGGAUCCUGUGGUGCGGCUGCUGCGAGGAAGCGACAGAAUCGCGCCCCCUGUGGUGACGGAGGAAUUCCUGUGUGAAGUCAACAGGCUUCUGAAAGAACACAGCACUUCCGCUGCAGUGCGCUUCCUCUAUUUGCCCUGCCCACCUGUCGAUUCCAGCCAAUCACAGCAGUACCUGGCACAGUUGGAUACCCUUACUCAAGGUCUUGGUCCCACUCUUCUGAUUCAUGGGCUGACCCCUGUUACAUGUACUGAGCUUUGAGCGAAUUAAAUGAAGUUACAUAUAAAGGGAAAUCACUGUCAACCAAAUGUUAGGCCAAAUUUACUCAGAAAAGACAUGUUUGGUGUGUGACACUUGCAUCUUUAGUUUUGCAAUGGAACUAUGUGGCUAAUGGAAGUCUGUCUUGGCUAAUAUAUUUUAUCUACUUGCUUUGAUGUGUAUUAUUAGCCAUCAGGUUUUUUUUUUUCUAAAAUACCAGGGACAUCCAUAUUUACUAAUUUAAGUGAUCAGGUACAUUGGUCUCAUAACUGCACACCAAACAAAGUGCACACCAAACAUGUCACAACUGUUUGACUAUAUUUGAUGUAAGGGGGAAAUUGUGUACUUGCAAAACUAUCCCAACUUAAACACACAUGCAGUGACUUGUGCUUACUUAAAACUGCAGGUGUGUCUUACUGUGUGGGCAACUUAUUUGUUCUCUGUCAACAUAUCUAUUUGUUCUCUUCUUGAUUUGCAUAAGACAUUUAUUUAAAGGGAUAAACUGAACCAAAAAGAUAUAAUGGGUUUUGUGUGUCAAUCACUGUUGCUACAUAAAAGGGGAACAUAAACAUUUAACAACCUUUAUUCAAGCACUUUCCUUCCAUUUCAGAGCAAGAUGAUCUGAAGGAUAUUUAGGGAAUGUGACGAUUGAGCUGAAGGGAGAGUCCAUGUGUGGUUUUGACUUGAACUUUAACAUUCUGUAGUGAUUUUUGUACAAAUGGCACAGCCAGCUAUCUUACUUAGACUUCUUUUCUUCCAUUUAUGCUUUACUUUAGAGUGUUAUUGUGGAACUGCCUGAAUUACUUUCCCAAAGCCUUGCAGACAGGUUUGUGUUAACACACUGCAGUCCUCACAGGAAGACUGAUGGAUACCUGGUCCCUCGGUGUUAUCAGGCCAGUGCAUUACUUCCCAUUCCAAGUCUUUUUGUGUUCAACAGCUCCUUCCUGCAGUUUGACUGUCUUAAAGGAAUACUCCAGAGUUUUUCAGCCUAAUCUUUAUCUACACAAACAAACGUAUAUCAGCGCACUUCACUGUAAUGAUGAGAAGGGGGGGGACCUGGAUGCUUGUUUAAUUUUAUCAGUAAACAUGUUAUAAUCUAACCAUACUGAGAAGGACAUGACGGAAAGUCUUGUCAAAGCUUUACAACACUGCUUUGAGGUUUUCCUGCAAAACUCUUCACUACUUUGACCUCGUAGGUAAGGAAUAACCCAGAAUUAGUAGUUUCAUACGAACUUUAAAGAGAGAGGGAAAAAAAGGAGGUGAGGGAACAGCUGUUUAUAGCUGCUAUAAGUGAUAACAGGAACUAACUUGUUUUGCAGAAGUUCAGGAACAAUAAAUGUAACUAAACAAAUAUUUGAUGUUCUUCAGUCAAUGAAAAAUGUAAUCAUUGUCUAAUCACUAUGGUACAAGAGGAAUAAACCACUUUGGUACGUGCUGUUAUAGGAAAAUAACGAACUUUGGAGUGGUAAUAGUAAAAAUUAUUUUCCUAUAACAGCACGCCCCAUGUGCUUUAAUUCUUACACAUUUCACAUAAAUGUUUAUUGAGUUCAACACUGCCCUUAGACUUUGAAUAUAUGUGAGUUUUGAGCACAAGUUUUCUGUUCUUUCUAAAUUUAGGGGAAUGUGUCACAGGUCUUGUUUGUUGUAAUCACACAAACACUGUGGAUAUGUUAGAAGUCAAUUUGAAAAAUGCUGGAGUUUGGAAAACACAUGCUGGACUAUUCCUUUAAAGGCCUGAACUGAGACAUAGCAGAAAUUAGGAGCCUAAUGACAUAUAAUUGUGACAAUUGUGCUAUUUAUGGAUGUGCAUAGUUUUUGUUUUGACAAUAUAUUGAUGCUUAGUGUCUUAAGACCUAGUUGAAUAAUGUUGCCUUAAAUAUGGUGCUUGUUUAUGUACAUUUGCUGCAGAUCAUAAUCUGUUUGCUAGAGUUAACCAAAAAUAUAGAUGCAAAUGCUUAUGUGAAUAUAGUCAUACAUUAAAAGGUAUGAUGCAUUGCUGCUUUCACUCAGCUUUAUUGUAACUGCACUUACUGGCACCAGAUUUUAGUUUGUGGUGUUGACAUACCUCAUUUCUUUAUGUCGAGUUCUAUAAGAGAUGAAUAGGAGAUGGUUUGAAGAAUUUUGAAAUUGAUACAUGAAGUUUGUGUUAACGUUUGGGUUGGAUUGCAUCUCUGUAAACAUGCCUGAGAAGCUGAUUUAACUAAUAUUCUGACUAAUACAUCAGUCAGCAGAUGCCGCCUCUGUUUUUCCAGGCAACCAUGAAUAAUUGUUGAAUAAUAAGCCAUUGAAAAGUACAGUGAGUAGAAACGCAGGUGUUUGUACUUGUGCUGAGAAACAUUACGGGUGUGAAGAUUCUCUUCUCGACACAAUGAGGUUAGUCUGAAUGUACAAGCAACUGAUGGUCUUGUGCUGUAAUUUAAUGUAUAUUUAUAUAAAAGAGGUCCUGUAUUAACAAUACAUAUUCUGCUGUAGUUAACAAACAUUGGGCAAUAUUAUUAUAUAUUAAACAAAUAUGUACACAAUAAACUGGUUAAAUAUU